AUACCUUUCUUUGUUUAUUUACACUCUCUCUCAACUUCAAGCUAAAAUCAUUACUAUACAAAAAUCUCUAUAAUAUCAAAUAUGGGAGUUUUAAAGAGGAGAGUUUCAAAUAGUAGAGGACUUGGUGGUGUUCUUAGAGAGCAAAGAGCUAGGCUUUACAUCAUCAAACGAUGUGUUGUGAUGCUUUUAUGUUGGCAAGAUUGAUCCAAGUGGUGAUUCUUUGAAGCUGAACCGGAGCAAACCGAUGAUAGCAAGAAGUUAUGAACGAUAAACACUGGUUUGGGUGGUGUUAAAAAAAAAACACUGGUUUGGGUUUGCUUGCUCAUCGUCGAUCAUGAGGGAAUAAAAGAUAAACAGUUUUGAUAUGGGCUAUAUGUUUAUAGUUGGUUGUUAAUUUGUAAAAACGACGAAUAAACGUUGGGAUAGUUUUGUAAUCGCUUCAGCUCCUUGUAUAAAUUCGCAUAUCUCACACAUAAUCUAACCAAGACCAGUUCUUAUUUUCUUA
Messenger RNA from Brassica oleracea var. oleracea, 505 nucleotides. RefSeq lists its product as uncharacterized. The transcript has a single exon. Gene Ontology annotation, biological process: negative regulation of cell population proliferation. The record is from RefSeq and is a predicted model, not a curated record. The coding region runs from base 82 to 204 and encodes 40 amino acids. Lineage: Eukaryota; Viridiplantae; Streptophyta; Magnoliopsida; Brassicales; Brassicaceae.